CUUUUUAUAGACCUUUCAAAACUUUAGCAGCCAAAAGAAUUCAAUUGAACCUCAAAGCAGAAAUAAACUUAUACAACAAAAGUUUGCUUUAUACAUUUAUACUUUAGGCUAAAAAAAAAGAGGUUAGAGGUCGAAUACAAGUAUAAAUCAGACAAUUUCUAAGGAAAAAAAAUUAGAAAAUUGUAUAAAGUUCAAUUCUUAAAGAGGAGCACCUGACUGGCCAUCCGAGGACCUUUGCUAACAGAUCUAAAAUGAACCACCACGAGACAGUAGUGUUGCUCGCCUUAGCCUCGCUCUGCGUCAUCAGCGCCACGCCUUUGUCUUCGGCAAUAGUCGAGCCAGUGGCCCCCCUUGAUCAGAUGGCCCCUGACCACGCCUGCCUUUUCUUGUGCAAUGUUUGCUUUCAUGAACAGGAUGCUAUGGAAGAGCUCAUGCUUUGCAGCAACACCGUCUGUGGUCCAGUCAUGGAAGGCACCUGCGCUAUGGAUAAAUUUCUCUGGCUGGGCAGACACUGCAGGCAUUACGGCGACGUGGAGAGACUGUGGUCCUUCAGUGCUAAACACUAAAUAGGUCAUCAGUCAUCUAGUCUCAGUAUUUCACAUCACUAUGUACACUGAAAGUUAUCAACAUUAAAAAAUAAACUAAAUAAUGGCAA
This is a messenger RNA of Biomphalaria glabrata, 655 nucleotides long. RefSeq lists its product as uncharacterized. The transcript has 3 exons. The coding region runs from base 252 to 566 and encodes 104 amino acids. The record is from RefSeq and is a predicted model, not a curated record. Lineage: Eukaryota; Metazoa; Mollusca; Gastropoda; Planorbidae.